This is a messenger RNA of Fonsecaea multimorphosa CBS 102226, 405 nucleotides long. RefSeq lists its product as uncharacterized. The coding region runs from base 1 to 405 and encodes 134 amino acids. The transcript has a single exon. The record is from RefSeq and is a predicted model, not a curated record. Lineage: Eukaryota; Fungi; Ascomycota; Eurotiomycetes; Chaetothyriales; Herpotrichiellaceae.
AUGCCUCUUCCCACACCCUAUCCGCCCAACACCACGCACACUGUGCCCGCCCGGUCAUCCGUGGCUGUUCCUCUAUCUCCAUCCCAAAAGCUGACCGUGACAAACACCCAUGGCACCCAAGUGAUUGACUUCUGGGCAUUUGAAGUCCCUUCUUCGGACUCUGCCACGACAAAAGAGUUGACAACAUAUCUAUCCAUGUCCCACACUCGCGCCUCGCUACUAUCCCUCAGCCCCGUCGCCCCGUGCACACUCUCCACAAACCGGCGCACUUCAAUCCUGAAAUUUCUGAGUGACAGCUCGGGCUGUAUCCACGACACUUUGAUCCCGGCGUGCGACAUCCACCGGUACCACCAGCUGGGCAUACCGCAGGAGGAAUACCACGCCAAUUGCUCGGACAACUUAUGA